Rubroshorea leprosula is the source of this 2668-nucleotide messenger RNA. The record is from the annotation of a GenBank genome assembly. Lineage: Eukaryota; Viridiplantae; Streptophyta; Magnoliopsida; Malvales; Dipterocarpaceae.
UCAGAAUUUUCAAAGUUGGGGGUUAGGGUUCUCUUCAAUUCAAAACCACAAAACCUUCAAAACCACACAACCACAAGGCUUUCUCUCAUUUCUGCAAUUCCUUCCUGAAAUUAGUCGAGGGAAAAAGAUUGUGGGUGUUUGUGAGUUUAUUCGCAUGGAAUCUUCCUCUAAUUCUGGAGCUGGACCUGAUCGAAACAUCCCCAUUAAUAAACCUCGAAACAUCACUGUCAAUGCCGAUUACGUUUGAACCAGAAAUCUCCUUAGCCAAAAUACCAUCCUUUUUCUUCUCCACGCUAUCUAUGAAGCUCGUGAGCGUAUCACGAGCACAGAUGCCCACAAGCAAGGGAUUCCUCCUCCGCGCUAACACCUCGCCAAUCCUUCUACAGUUUUCUUCUCCGUCGAAAAAGGCGGCAAAGCUCGGAAACGGGAAGCUGAAACUCCGACGAGGGCCCUGGUCGUUGUCUGGAUUCGAAUUCUCCAAAUUACAGAGGAAGACAGGAGGACCGCGUGGUCGAGGGUAUCUGAGGAGAUUGGGGAGCGGCCGGAUAAUGGCGAGCUUGAUUUCGGAGCUCCAGAAACUCGCUUCGACUUUGAUGCACGAGAUAUUGGACAGGUUCUGCUGCGAGAUAUCGCGAUACAGAUGGAAAUUCUUGGGCUGCCUCCGCUGGUUGGCUUGGGACCGUUUUAUUGCCGCCAUGAGCGGGUUCGACACGGGUGGCGCGGGGAGUGCGCAGCGUUCCGAGCCGGCACGCAGGCCUCACGCAAAGGGGAAGAAGAGAGCGACAAGAGCGCUAACACCGCGUGAAGUGAGGUGGUCUGGGCAUGACCCCUCCGACGAGCUACCCCAACUGCCUCGUCAAGUGCGUUGGCUGCCUCCGGCGUCAAGCAUUGCCUGGCCACUGUCACCGCUGAAAUCUUAUCUUAGCUCACCACCUCUGUUGACUAAGGCUGUAGAUGGAGAGAUUCUUUACUUGUACCUGGGGAUUUCAGAUGAGGCCAUUAGUUCAGUUCUGGUGAGAGAGAAAGUCAAGCAACAGAAACCAAUCUAUUACAUCAGCAGUGUAUUACACGGAGCAGAGCUGAGAUAUCCUAUAGCGGAGAAAGCAGCACUAGCAGUUGUCACUUCGGCCAGGAAGUUGAGGCCAUAUUUCCAGUCACACCCAAUUAUCGUUCUCAUAGAUCAACCUCUUUGGCAGAUUCUACAGAAACUACAGUGCUCUGGAAGAUUAAUUAAGUGGGCAGUAGAAUUGGGAGAGUUUGAGAUAACAUUUCAGCAGAGAUCCGCAAUCCGAGCUCAAGCAUUAGCAGAUUUUAUUGUCGAAUGCACUCCAUGUCCCUCAACCUCUACUCCAGAGCCCAACGAAUGGACCUUAUAUGUUGACGGAGCAUCUAGUAGCAAGGAUUCAGGGGCUGGCGCUCUCUUGAUCGGUCCAGAGGGAUACCGAAGCGAACAUGCCCUAAAGUUCAACUUUGAUGCGACAAAUAAUAUGGCUAAGUAUGAAUCUCUGCUACUUGGUCUACAACUAGCAUUAGAGUUGAAAAUCAGUGCAAUUCAAGUCUUAGAUGAACCAAGCUUCACGAAGCCUCGGGUGAUGGAGAUUAGCACAAACCCUGACACGCCGAGCUGGACUGAUUCGAUUGUCUCCUUUUUACGAGAUGGGAUCAUACCUGAGGACAGGCAGGAGGCAAUGAAAUUGAGGAAGAAAGCAUCUCGGUAUACACUCGUUGAUGGGGUCCUGUAUAAGAGAUCUUUCUCACUUCCUCUUCUACGGUGUUUAAACCCCUAUGAAGCUGAAUAUGCACUUCGGGAGAAAUGCCCGAAAUGUCAAUUCUUCGCACAUCUGACUCACCAACCAGCAGAAGAGCUCACGAACAUGGUAGCACCGUGGCCAUUUGCUCAGUGGGGAUUGGAUCUUUUAGGCCCAUUCGUGAAAGGGGUUGGUGGUGUAACCCAUCUGGUUGUUGGUGUGGAUUAUUUUACAAAGUGGGUUGAAGCUCGGCCUUUAUCUAGUCUUACCUCCAAGAAGGUCGAAGAUUUUGUUUUCAGCUCGAUCAUCUGCAGAUAUGAGAUCCCAAAUCAGAUUGUGGCCGAUAAUGGAACUCAAUUCAAUUGCUCCUCAUUUCGAGAUUUCUGCUCCAGUUAUGGGAUCAAGUUACAGUUCACCUCCGUUUAUCAUCCGGAGUCCAAUGGCAUGGUUGAAUCUGUUAACAAAUGCAUUUUGGAAGGUAUAAGGCCGAGAUUGGAACAGCAUAAGGCCAAGUGGGCAGACAAGCUCAACAACGUCCUUUGGGCAUACAGAACCACGAGCCGAACUACCACAGGAGACCUUGUUCUCAGAAAAGCUGGCCUAACAGGGUUUGAAACUCGUUUUGGCAAACUCGCCCCGAAUUGGGAAGGCCCUUACACCGUGGCCGAGGUGCCACAUCCUGGUGCCUAUGUCCUCCAAGACGCUAAAGGAAAGAGAGUUCCUAGAGUCUGGAAUGUGAAUAACUUGAAGAAAUUUUACCCCUAAUAAAAUUCUUUCAAGUGAUCUAUGUCUUACUGUUCUUUACGCUUCUCACUUCGUGUUUGUGGAGAUUCAUUUUAUCUCUUAUUCUAUGUAUCUGAGGUCAAUCAGUUCAUUCAUUCCUUGAACCUCACUUCUGUUAAUAAAAGUCACUUCACAUU